Molecule: messenger RNA, 925 nt
Organism: Tympanuchus pallidicinctus (lesser prairie-chicken)
Lineage: Eukaryota; Metazoa; Chordata; Aves; Galliformes; Phasianidae
Gene: FIGLA
Product: folliculogenesis specific bHLH transcription factor
Exons: 5
Coding region: 1-789 (262 amino acids)
Biological process (GO): developmental process; regulation of transcription by RNA polymerase II
Molecular function (GO): DNA-binding transcription factor activity, RNA polymerase II-specific; RNA polymerase II transcription regulatory region sequence-specific DNA binding; protein dimerization activity
Source: RefSeq, a predicted model, not a curated record
AUGACCCCAAUAACCAACGCCCCCAAUAACCACGACCCCAAAAAACCCCCACAAUCAAUAACCCCAAUCACCACGACCCCAAUAACCGACACCCCCAACAUCAGUGACCCCAAUAACCGACACCCCAAUAACCACGAACCCAAAAAGCACGACCCCAAUAACCGAUACCCCCAAUAUCGGUGCAGCCGCCCCGUAGGCCGAGGGUAUUUAAGGGGCUUUGGGAGCCCUGUUUUGGGGUUUUGGCCAGAAGCUGCCCUGCUUUCUGGUUCCAGCCCCACAGCUCGGUUAUGGGGGGAGCGGCGGGGGGCUCUGGGGCUGCUGCUGCCCACCCCCCCCCCCGAGGUGCUGGGUGCGGUGCUGAGCCGCCAGCGCGGCCCCCUGCCCCACGCGGCCCCCAUCGCCCGCCUGCGCCGCGACCCCGAUGGGGGCUACAGGGCCGUGGGGGACCCCGAGGGGGUCCUGGAACGGAGGAGGGUGGCCAAUGCCAAAGAGAGGGAGAGGAUCAGGAAUCUGAACAGCGGCUUCUCAGCCCUGAAGGCUUUGGUUCCUUUGAUGCCCCAGGAUCGCAAACCCAGCAAAGCCGACACCCUGCGGGCAGCCGCCGAAUACAUCCGCCUGCUGCGGGCUGUGCUGCGGGACGCGGGGGGGCUGCAGGACGGAGCGGGGGGCGGCAGUCAGGAAGUGACCCCGGGGGGGGGCGGUUGGCCCCCGUCUGCCCCCCAACCGCAGCCGUGGGGCUCCCAGCCCUGCGUGGGGCGGCUGCAGGCGACGCUUCCUGCACAUCCCUAAGAAAAUUAAUGAAGAUUUGGGGGGGGGGGGGGGAGGGGGGGGACCGGAGCGACGCUGAUGUCCCCAGCGCUGAUUUCGGUGCCCCCAAACCAGAAUUGAUUUCAACUCCCCCCCCCCGCAUUGAUGCUAUGGAGCU